AAGCCAUACGCCGUGAAUAACACAUCGAAGGUUCUAAAACUUUAUUUUUAAAAAUGUAUCAAUUUUUAUUUGUUUUAUUGAGCAUCAGCUUAAUAUCUGCACAACAGUUCUUCGACAGUCCUUGUCCUGAUAGACCAGUUCAACAGGAUUUCGAUCUCACGAAGUACAUCUCUCAUAAAUGGUACGAAGUUUAUCGAUAUAAUGCAAUGUUCCAAAAAGGGUGUGAAUGCUCACGAGCUACCUACACACUCAAUACUGAUAACACUGUCAAAGUACACAAUUGUUGUAAGAAACCUGAAGGCAAUGAGUGUGCAAUUGGAAAAGCUAUUGUGAGCUUUCCAGAACAUUUGCCUUUGGAAGGAAAAUUAAAUGUCGCUUUUAAUGAUCAACCAAUAACAAAGUCAAACUAUUGGGUUCUCUCCACGGACUAUGAAAAAUAUUCAGUCGUCUACACUUGUGGAAAUAUACCUGGAAAUAAAUCUAUUCAAUUUGCAUGGAUUCUCUCAGCCACACCUCAACUUGACGAGUCUGUUUCAGCUCAUGUCAAUGAAUUAAUCGACAAGUAUUUUGAUAGAAGUGCUUUGAUUGUUGUCAAUCAAAGUGAAUCAUUUUGUGAACCAAGAGAUUAAGUUGUUGAUGUGAUUGUGAAAUAAAAGUUUUGAUUCAUGAAAAUAAUUUUUAAUU
This is a messenger RNA of Chironomus riparius, 684 nucleotides long. The record is from the annotation of a GenBank genome assembly. NCBI's taxonomy places the organism in Eukaryota, Metazoa, Arthropoda, Insecta, Diptera, Chironomidae.